Messenger RNA from Necator americanus (New World hookworm), 291 nucleotides. RefSeq lists its product as uncharacterized. The transcript is spliced from 3 exons. The record is from RefSeq and is a predicted model, not a curated record. Bases 1 to 291 code for a protein of 96 amino acids. Lineage: Eukaryota; Metazoa; Nematoda; Chromadorea; Rhabditida; Ancylostomatidae.
AUGCGGCUUGCACUGCGGGCACAGCAGACCUCCGCGAACUCGCAACUGUUGUGCGCAACACAAAUGACAGAUCUCGGAGCUAACGGAGGGCACUUUUGCCGUAAUGGUGCAGGAAAGAGUAUCCAGACAGAAAAAGUCCCUUUUGCUCCAUUUCCUCUUCUUCUAGGAGAAGCGCUGUGGAAUUGUGUGAUAACAAAAUUUUUUUGGUGCAAUAUUGGUAUUGGAGGAUCAAGCAGUGGAAAUCAUUCAAAUGGAUUUCUAGUAAAACUUCCAUCGUCACCGAAUGCUUAA